Messenger RNA from Hordeum vulgare subsp. vulgare (domesticated barley), 3144 nucleotides. RefSeq names its product cytochrome b561, DM13 and DOMON domain-containing protein At5g54830-like. The transcript has a single exon. The record is from RefSeq and is a predicted model, not a curated record. NCBI's taxonomy places the organism in Eukaryota, Viridiplantae, Streptophyta, Magnoliopsida, Poales, Poaceae. Bases 119 to 2815 code for a protein of 898 amino acids.
CCGCACGAUCGCCCGCCGCGCCCUCUUCCUCCCGCCCCGACGAACGCGCCGCCGCGCGAUCGCCUCCAUGCCACCAAGAUUCCGCCCCUCUCAUUGACCCGCGCUUCCCCGCGCGGCCAUGGCGCCGCUGGCCCCGAUCGGCGCCCUCCUCUGCCUCGCCUGCGUCGCCGCCCCCGCCCUCGCGGCGGAGUGCGGGCGCAACACGAGCCUGGCGGGCCACGAGGCGGACCUGCGCAUGUCGCAGCACCAGCUGCGCGGCCGCGUGGCCGUGCUCGACGGCUGCUCCUUCCGCGUCUCCUCGCUCGACCUCCUCGCCGGCUCCGCCGACGCGCGCUGGUGGCGGGCCGACGGCGCCGACCUCGCCGCGCUCUCCCGCGGCUCCCCCGCCGCGCCCGACCCGCUCAACCGCACCUUCGCCUCCGAGUCCCUCGUCUUCCGCCUCCUCCCGGGCCUCUCCUGGCCGCUCGUCCCCGUCCUCGCCGCCUUCGACCCGCUCACCUCCUCCCUCUUCGGCUUCGUCCGCCUCUCCCCCAACGCCACCGCCGACUCCCCCGACUCCUCCUCCAAAUCCGCGGCCGCCGCGGCGUCGUCCUCCUCCACCGACGAGCCCACCAUGUUCGCCUCCUGCGCGCAGCUCUCGCCGCGGCUGCGCGUGCGCUGGACGCUCCGCGAGCCGGCCAACGCCAUCGACGUCGGGCUCGAGGCCGCCGUCGGGUCCGAGUACUACAUGGCGUUCGGCUGGGCGGACCCACGCAGGGCCGCCGCCAACGUCUCCAUGAUCGGCGCCGACGUCGCCGUCGCCGGGUUCACCGAGGAGGGCCUCCCGUUCGCCGACGACUACUUCGUCACCAAGUACAGCGAGUGCCUGCUCCGCGGCGACGGCACGGCCGAGGGCGUCUGCCCGGACACCUUCUACGACCGCCGCAACGGCGGCUCGUCCGUCAACAACACCAGGCUCGUCUACGGCCACCGCCGCGACGGCGUCUCCUUCGUGCGCUUCUCGCGCCCGCUGGCGUCGCCCGACAAGAGGUACGACGUGGCCGUCAACGCCACGAGGGAAAUGACCGUGAUCUGGGCCAUCGGGCUUCUCCGGCAGCCGGACUCGCUGAGGCCCUACUACCUGCCGCUGAACCACGGCGCGCCGGCGGGCACGGCGUACGGCUUCCUCACGCUCAACGUGUCGGCGGCGACCAACGGGUGCCACGGCCCGCUGGACGCCGAGGACAAGGAGGACCAGGGCAGGAUCACGGCGGAGCGGCAGACCCCGCUGGUGGUCACCACGGGGCCGGCGCUGCACUACCCCAACCCGCCCAACCCAGAGAAGGUGCUCUACAUCAACAAGAAGGAGGCGCCUCUGCUCAAGGUCGAGCGCGGCGUGCCGGUCACCUUCUCCGUCGAGGCCGGGCACGACGUGCCGCUGUACAUCACGUCCGACGCCGUCGGCGGCAACGCCACGGCCCGGAACGCCUCGGAGGUAAUCUACGCCGGCGACCCGACGUCGGAGGGCGUGCCGGCCACGCCGACGGAGCUCGUCUGGCUUCCCGACCGCAACACGCCGGACCUCGUGUACUACCAGUCCCUCUACGACCCCAAGAUGGGGUGGAAGAUUCAGGUGGUCGACGGCGGCCUCAGCGACAUGUACAACAACAGCGUGCUGCUGGACGAUCAGCAGGUGACAUUCUUCUGGACUCUCUCCGGAGACUCCAUCAACAUCGCCGCCCGCGGCGAGAAGAAGAGCGGGUACAUCGCCAUCGGCUUCGGCAGCGCAAUGGUGAACAGCUACGCCUACGUCGGGUGGGUCGACGGCAACGGCACCGGACAUGUCAACUCGUACUGGAUCGACGGGAAGGACGGCAUGAGCGUGCACGAGACGCACGAGAACCUCACCUACAAGAGGUGCCGGUCGGAGAACGGCGUGAUCGUAUUCGAGUUCACCCGGCCAUUGGCACCUUCCUGCACCGGAAGGGUGGAGUGCAAGAACAUCAUCGAUCCCUCAACACCUCUCAAGGUCAUCUGGGCCAUGGGCUCCCAGUGGUCAUCUGGCCGACUGAGCGUGAAGAACAUGCACUCUGUCACCAGCAACCGUCCGGUCCGAAUCCUUCUGCUCAGCGGCUUGGCCGAGGCGGUGGAGGAUCUGCGGCCGGUGCUCGCCGUUCAUGGCUUCAUGAUGUUUGUGGCAUGGGGAUUGUUGCUUCCAGGAGGAAUCGUGGCGGCGCGGUACCUGAAGCAUGUCAAAGGGGAUCUCUGGUUCCAGGCUCACACAUAUCUUCAGUACUCUGGCCUGGCUGUCAUGUUCAUGGGGGUUCUCUUCGCCGUCGCCGAGCUCCGGGGUUUCUCUUUCAAAUCGACACACGCUAAAAUCGGCGCGAUAGCAUUUACAUUCACGUGUAUGCAGCCGAUAAAUGCUUAUCUCCGACCACACCGAGCGGAGAAUGGAGAAAUUCUACCAAGAAACAGGAUCAUCUGGGAAUACCUGCAUACCUACACGGGGAGGGCUGCUCUGGUGGCCGCUGUCACCGCACUCUUCACCGGGUUGCAGCAUCUUGGGCACAGGUACGGCAGCAAGACGAUCAAGGGGCUUACAUGUGGAUUGGUUGUAUGGGUUGUGAGUGGUGUGUUGGUGGUGGCUUACCUCGAGUACACGAAGGUUAAGCGAAGAAGAGAUGGCGCCGAUGGCCUUACGCACAAAUUUGUGCUUGGCAACACUGAGGAAGACGAUUCAGUUGAUCUUCUGCAGUCCGAUAGGUUCGACAGUAAACUGGACUCUGGUUCGCCUGGAUCGAUGGAAGUGCAGCUUGAGCCACUCAAAGGAUGAAUAUACCCUUUUUCUAUAUAUUUGUAGUACAUAUAUCAACAUAAAGGAUUUUAGUUCAGAUUCUUUAUAGAUAGAACAAAGUGGAGAUAUACUAUACAUCUCGAGGUAGAAGGAUUUUACUUGGGGUGCUCUAUUGAUGAAAGGAGUUGCAGGAGCUCCUCUUUGACUGCAGGAGAGGUAUUAUCAUGCUGCCACAUGGCUUAGAAUAGGUGCUCUGUUUCUCAUCUUUUUGAGCAUAGGUCUUGUUCUUUUUUCCUAAUCUUCUAACUUAGUGACUGGUAUGUAUAUCUGUACACUUUUGGUAUAUACUUCAAAGAGAAGAUUACUUA